CCGCGUUAUUUGUCAGAUUUUACGUUAUCACGAUCGCCUAACGAUGAGUUCACCUAUCGGAAUCGCGGCCGAACGAGGCAAAGUUUCUUGGGAGAACGAAAAAUGACAGGAAUACAGACUCGUCGCGAGAAAGAACUCGGUCUGGCACGAGAACGAAAAGGAAGACGCGCCCGUGCGCACCAAUGGCGGCCACCGACCCUUAUUUACUGAAGUCAAAAUGGCUGCCCUUCGGCUUUUUACACGUCCGAAACUUUCGGCUAUUAUUCUACGAUCCUCUCUGGAGCUUGAUUCAUUGAAUGGAGUCUUGCCUAUUAUUACGCAGGUACAGAAAAGAUGGGGCAGCUACAGAACGUCGCCGAAAUAUUUAGAUCCAUCAAAAUAUACAGAUUAUGAAGUAACGACAGACCCAAAAGAAUGGGAAUAUGUGGAACGCUUACUUAAACCCAAGGCAAUACCUACACCUUGCAUGGAUAAUAAAGAAUAUCCAUCAGGAUGGAAACCGCCAGUUUCCAAGCCACACGAUUAUCCAUACUUCAUAGAACGUACGAAAAACUACAUGCAACCAGUUUAUCUCGAAAUUGGUCAUCGUGGUUUACGCAAAGUAACCGAGGUUCGAAAGAUUCAUGGAGAUAUCUGGGCAUUGGAAGCUGAAUUGAAGAAAUACAUAAAAGAACAUGUGAAUAAACCUAUAGGAAUUCGUACAAAUGAACUUGCCGGUAUAAUAAAGUUCAGAGGAGAUUAUGUGAAUCUAGUUAAACGGUGGAUGGACGAGAAAGGGUUUUAAAUAAUGUAGUAUCCCAAGAGUGAAUGUUUUUAUAAUGUAAAAGGAUGUACAGUUUGUUUUGUUGUAAUUAUUUGUUGAACUCCCAAAAUAAAUAAUUUAAUAUUUGUA
This is a messenger RNA of Ceratina calcarata, 892 nucleotides long. RefSeq names its product mitochondrial ribosomal protein L49 (gene mRpL49). The coding region runs from base 218 to 784 and encodes 188 amino acids. Gene Ontology annotation, cellular component: ribosome; mitochondrial large ribosomal subunit. Gene Ontology annotation, biological process: translation. The record is from RefSeq and is a predicted model, not a curated record. The transcript has 3 exons. Gene Ontology annotation, molecular function: structural constituent of ribosome. NCBI's taxonomy places the organism in Eukaryota, Metazoa, Arthropoda, Insecta, Hymenoptera, Apidae.